AUGGACCAACAACAAAGCCAACAUGGCGGCCGAGCUCCAGCUCCAAUAGCACCAAACCCAAACGCAACAAACCCGCAACAAAUGGAUACCAUGGGUGCUCAAGGAUUGACACCACAGCAUUUGCUGGAGCUCAUGACGAACCCAAGUCUUGCAGCCGCAGCAGCGGCAUCACCAUUGCUUCCCCCAGCUGCAAUGAUGACCAACCCUGGGGCUGUGUACACUAUGCCUGAUGUCUUCACUUCUAGUGCAGGUUUGACGCCUCGAGGUGCCACCAGUGGAAUACCUCUUCAACAUUUAAAUGCUCAGACUGGUGUUCCCAUGUCAAAUCAACAGUUUUAUCAAUAUCAGCUUGGCCAACAAGCCGCGCAAAUGCAAGCUCUGAGCUCUGGCGGAUAUCAAUUACAAGCUGGUAUGGGUGGACAAAUGGCCAUGAUGGCUGCUCCUCCGAAUCAUGCAGCCAGCAGCGGCGAGUCAAACGGUACAGGAGAUUCGAAAAAGGGGAAGAGGAAAAGGGAUUUCAGUCCUGCAGAACGAGCGAGACGGAAUCGUGAUCGAAAUCGAGAGCAUGCAAAAUCGACAAGACUACGGAAAAAAGCUUACAUCCAAGAGUUGAAGGAGCUUGUGGAAGGAAUGCAAGCUGAGCGGACAGAAGAAGUGAGGCAGCGAAGAGUCGCAAUUCAACGACUAGCUGAUAUGCAAAACGUGCGCCGCCAGGUAAUCCAUAACUUUCUUCGCUUUCUUUGUAAUUCUGAGAGAGACAAAAGAAAGUGGUCAACAAUUCUUGAAGAUGACUUUUGGUUGAAACAACCUGUGACUCCAUACCGGUGUUUCCGACGCAGUGAAAUCGAAAAGGAGAGUCGAAUAUCUAGAGGUCUUGAUGCAAUCGUUGCUGAUGCCGCAAGUGUAGCUGUUAUGAUCGAAGGUGUUGGAUCCAGAAGCACAAGAUGGAUGAAUUUCAAACGCCGUGAGUUCUUUCUUCGAGAAGAAGAAAGAACAGGGAGAAAACGAAUGCCUCGUAGCAUCCAAAAUGGAAAAUUUCAACAUGCUGUAUCUAGUCUAUCAGCUUCCAGUUCAAACUCUUCCAAUACUGGAUCAAGUUGUGAAGAGGCAAGCAAAAAAGGUUUUCCGAACCCUUCGAACGGGGUCAAGAAGGUCAGCAACUCGAGCGGGAGUAGUGACAGUGGCGGACAGCAAGGAAAUCACGCUGGUGAAUUUCAUGACUAUCACGCGAAGCCGCUGCCAGAUCCGAAGCUUGCCGAUUCGGAACGCAGCAGUAGCAAUGAAACAUCAGAGGACUCUCCAGCAGAAGACUCCAAUGGAAGUGCUGAUGACACCAAGCGUGUGAGCACCGAUUCUUCCUCAGGCGAUGAUUCUACUGCAGCAAUCAAAGAUCCUCGACCUCCUAAACGAAGAAAGCAUGUGCCGCAACAAACCCAGUUCCCAACAAACAGCGCGACUCUCACGUCGAUUGCUCUGAAGUCUCAUUUGCCACACAACAUUGCGAAGACAGGUGGUAUUUCUCACAAUGUCCGCGCAAUGUUUUCAAGUGGAGUGCCAUCAGUGUCCACCGAGAAUCCUCUACAAUCCAAUUCUCCAGCGAUUGCGCUUCCGCCAUUCGCCGGGAUUGGAAAGAAGUCACCUACUUCGAUAGAGGGUUCACAAGCCAGAGAAAUGUUGCCGCCAAUUCCAAACGCAGAUGCUUCUGUUGCAGCUUCUGCUAGUGGUAGCGCGGCUGGAACUCAUAAUGGACCAGCAAUCAUCAUAUCUGGUGAUGUUGAGACAUCUUCGAGCAAUUCUUCUAGUAACCGUCCUCAUACUCGUGCUUGUUUUCAUAUCAAUGAAGACAACAUUAUUUUGAUGGACGACAUACUCAUGGCUCCUUAUGUCAUGAGGACUCAAGAUGCUGUGCAGUGUGGUGCUCUCGCCGAAUGCGUCAUGACUGGCAUGCUUCGUGCUCACUUUUCGAAUACUAGCAAGUUGAAGAGCAUCGAGCUGAUUUAUGACGCCAUGGGCUUCAUGCAGCAGCUUGAGAGGGCAAGUGGUAAUGAGACGACAGCUCAAAUCAUUCCAGGGAGUUUGGAAAUGGCUCUUUCACCCAACGCUCAAGAAGCCCGAGUCAUCACUUUGGCUCAGAAGCCAUACAAAAUCGUCAAUGUCAACGAGAGCUGGACCAAACUGACACGGUACACACAGAUGGAAGCAGAAGGAAAAGAACUCUUCAAAAUCCUUGAAGGAGACUUGGAAGCAGAUGCUGGAGAGCUGAGCAAUGUUCCAUAUGAAUUGGAUGAUGUAAGCCAAGGUCAAUGCACGUGCGCCACAAGGCUUCACUUCGACAAGGAAGGACGGGAGUUCGUCGACUUCAUUUGCUCCUAUCCAUUGACAAAUGCAAACGAUGAAAUCACCCAUAUGUUACAUGUUAGCAAGGAACUUCCCGAAGAAUCUUCUGUGGAUGUUCAAGAAUCAUCUGUAUUGGCUUGA
Messenger RNA from Cylindrotheca closterium, 2478 nucleotides. The record is from the annotation of a GenBank genome assembly. Lineage: Eukaryota; Bacillariophyta; Bacillariophyceae; Bacillariales; Bacillariaceae.